AUGCAGACCAAGACCCUGAUCCUCGCGGCCCUCGCGGCCGUUGCCCACGCCCGCUUCGGCCAGGAGGGCCUCGUGCAGGCGGCUGUCCAGGCCCUGUCCGACUUUGGCGCCCCGGGCGCGGCCGGCACGCUUGCCGGCCAGACGCCCGGCGUGCUCCUUGCCGGAGCCAACGCGUGCGCAAAGCUCUCGCUGGCAGACGACAUCGUGACGCAGCUAGGCGACGACGCGGCGGUCCUGGCCGCAGCCGCACAGCUCGUGGCGGCCGAGAAGAACUUCAACCCGUCGGCGCAGUCGAUCCCGACGCUGUGCAGCGACGCGUCGCUGCCGGCGACCGAGGCGCUGCGCGGCAUCGUGCCGCUUGUCGACCCUGCCGUCGUCGGAUCCGACGUGCAGAACACCAACUCGGCCGCCUCGCUCAAGGCCGCCUUCGCCGCCAACGGCGACAGCGUCGCCGACGUGUCCACCGCCCAGGGCUUCAGCAACUUCACUGCCCAGGCUAAUGCUUAGGUACCUAGUUGGUUCUAGCCACGCGGCUAGUUAACUCAAAGGGGUUAAGCCGGUGGCUGGCUGCUGUGUGUGUGACAAGACUAUUAGUAGUAUUGGGCACACGGGAGCGAGUGACGCGCGGCUGGGCUGGGAUACUGUGGGCAAGAUUGUCUCGGGUCGGGCCUGUGCAAGGGGGAGCUGUGUUGUGUUAUGCUGGGUCGGGUGAUGUGUUGUGUGGGUUGGGUGAUGUGAUUGUAAACUGUAAAGGGAGUGGGGCUGAGCUGGGCAGAGAUGAAGCCGGAUCGAUGACG
Messenger RNA from Lasiosphaeria miniovina, 797 nucleotides. RefSeq lists its product as uncharacterized. The coding region runs from base 1 to 507 and encodes 168 amino acids. The transcript is spliced from 2 exons. NCBI's taxonomy places the organism in Eukaryota, Fungi, Ascomycota, Sordariomycetes, Sordariales, Lasiosphaeriaceae. The record is from RefSeq and is a predicted model, not a curated record.